Molecule: messenger RNA, 2055 nt
Organism: Aspergillus niger
Lineage: Eukaryota; Fungi; Ascomycota; Eurotiomycetes; Eurotiales; Aspergillaceae
Exons: 6
Coding region: 1-2055 (684 amino acids)
Biological process (GO): proteasome-mediated ubiquitin-dependent protein catabolic process
Cellular component (GO): Cul4-RING E3 ubiquitin ligase complex
Molecular function (GO): protein binding
Source: RefSeq, a predicted model, not a curated record
AUGAGUAGUCCACCUCCGCCGCCGUCUGGCUCGCCCCCCGCCCAACCGGGGUCUCCGUCCCGAGAUUCUGGAACUGUAUGGCAUCCCGCUAGGGAAUGGUUAGAACAGGACGAGGACGAGGAUGAUAUGGACUAUGAGCCGGAUGAAAUAGACUCAGAUGGAAGAGAAGAAGAAGAAGACCUAGAUGCGAAUUUGUAUGAGGGCGAGGAAGACCUCGAUGAUGCUGAUGAUCAUCGCUUCGAUCCGGAAUUGCAUCUAGGUAAUAUACACAUUGAAUUCGCUAUGGAUGAGUCGGACCAUGAGCAACAUGGUGAGGAGCGUCACGAGGGAAGGCACAAUAGAGUUUCCGCAGCUCGAUUACUGAACCUCCUGGCUUCGAAUGGUCUGCGCCAUAUCCUUCAUUAUAACGGACUACACGACGCCAACGUGGUAGAGGAAGACGAGGACGAUUACGAGUUCGGAUUCUUCGGGUACCGGCGACGAGCACGACGAUCGGGAGGUCAGCAGUUUCCCAAGGUACCAAGUGAGGAGGGAGAGCAGCUCAUGGGUUCUGGUGAUUUCGGAUCCAACCCUCACUAUGUGGACAGAUUGAAGAAGCGGAAACGGGCUCUGGCGACGAAGAUCAUGUGGCGAGAACUGGGGGUUGAUGUGUCGGGGCCGCAGAGGAGGGAUAUGCAGUCGAUAACGCAGGGACUCAUUCCUGGCUCGACAGCGGAUAAGAUCGUUCAUUUCGACUCGCGGUGCUACUCUGGACAGUUCUCGGACGAUGGAAAUUUCUUCUUCUGCUGCGCUCAGGACUUCAAGGUCAGGAUGUACGAUACUUCCAACCCGUUCGAGUGGAAGUAUUACAAGACGGUGGAUUACCCGUUUGGGCAGUGGACCAUCACCGACGCCAGUCUGAGUCCGGACAAUAAGUUCCUGGCGUACAGUUCGAUUCGGAACCUGGUCUGUCUUGCGCCCACAGAUCCAGCAGAUUCCUCCGAUCCAGCUAUUUUGGAUCUGUCGUCGCUUUCAGGAAGGCGAGGCGGGCGUGGCCUGUAUGGCAAUUCUCAUUUCGGGAUCUGGUCGAUUCGAUUCUCAGGCGACGGUCGGGAGAUCGUGGCUGGCACAUCCGAUCAAUCGGUUAUUGUUUACGAUUUGGAAACGCGCCAGUCCGUCCUGCGGCUGCAGAAUCAUGAGGACGAUGUGAAUGCUGUCUGUUUCGGCGACAAGUCGUCCCCCCAUAUUCUUUACUCUGGUUCGGACGACACCACGCUGCGAGUGUGGGACCGGCGCUCGAUGGGCGACGGGCGCGAGGCCGGUGUGUUCAUGGGGCAUACAGAAGGGUUAACUUAUGUUGACAGCAAGGGCGAUGGGCGAUACGUACUAUCCAACGGCAAAGAUCAGUCGAUGAAGCUCUGGGAUCUGAGAAAGAUGAUGACGACAGCCAAGUUCGACACCAUUGAUGUUAACCGAUACACAACCGGGUUCGACUAUCGAUUUGAACCGUAUCCGGACGACUAUUACGAACCUCAUCCCCACGACUGUUCGGUAGUGACUUUCCGGGGCCACCGCGUGCUCAAGACUCUCAUCCGCUGCCAUUUCUCGCCUCCUGGCAGUACCAACUCGAGAUAUGUGUAUACUGGCAGUGAAGACGGUAAGGUAUACGUAUAUAAUCUGGAUGCCACACUUGCAGGAACGAUUGAUGUAGGGCAAGCGACGGCCAACUCGCGGCCGCGCGAUCCUGAUAUCUUCACCGCUGCGUAUGAAAUCCGUAGUAGUCGCAGCGAUGUGAUGUGGAAAACAUGCGUUCGGGAUGCCAGCUGGCACCCGAACUGCCCUGUCUUGGCGGCGACGUCCUGGAAUGGAUGGGGUUUGUCCACUGGUACGUGCACACUGCAUACCUGGAAUGACGGCGUGGAUAGCGACGAGGGCGAUCCGCCGGUGGCAGGGAACUACGACAGCCGAUUGAACUCGGUCCGGGAAUUCAACUUAUUCAGGGAGAAGAUGCAGAGCCGAAGUCGACCAGUCCAAAGAUCGGCAUUGGACGAUGAGUUACAUUAUGAGUUAUGGUGA